AUGCCUCUAUUUGGACGAAGAUUAUUUCAUCUUAAUAAUAAUAAUGAUGAUAAUAAUAAUUUAAAACAAGAUAAUGAAGAAAUUUAUACAAUUGAACAUACAGGUGAAACAUUUCAUAAACGUGAUUUAUAUGAAAAAUUAAAAAAAGCAUAUGAUUUGGAACGAUGGACAUGUGAAUGUACAUGGAGAGCGAGUUUAACACAUAAAGAAGCAUAUCAAUCAGAAAUUGAAACAAGAAAAUCAUUAUCAUCAAUAGUACCAAGUUAUUUUUAUAAACCUAUUUUUGAUAUUAUAUAUCAUAAUGUAAAACCAUUAGAAAAAUUAGCUGAAGAAGUAUCAAUUAUACUUGGUCAAAGUUUUGUUAUUGGUGAAACAAUUCAAUUUAAAAAGAAAAAAGAUAAUACAACUGUCAAAGGUAUUGUUGAACGAAUUGAAGAUAAUGAUGAUCCAAAAAAACGAACCUCAGAACGUGCAUCUGUUCAAGCAAAACCACUUUCAGAUAAACAAAUGAAAAAUGUUAAAUAUUCAAUUCAAUUAUUAGAUGAAGAUCGUAUAGUUAACAAUGUUGUACCAAGUGAAUUACAACGAUGUAAUUUUAUACCUAAUCGUGAAAAAUUAAAAACAUUUAUACGUUCAUAUGCUAUAAGACUUGGUAAUCGAUCAGAUAGUCCAUGGAUAUUUUAUGAUGAUUCAAUAAAAAAUAAAUAUGAUAUAAAAGAUUGUUUACCAUUGGAAACAAUUGAAAAAUUUAAAAAAUCUUUAACAAUUACACUUGAUGAAAUUCUUCGUGAACAAGAAAGAAUUGCACGUAAAUUAGCUGAAGAACAAGCUGCUGCUCUCGAAGAAAAAAUUAAAUCAAUGGAAAUUAAUAAUAAUACUUCUAUUCCCAAUGGUAAUUUUGAUGAUUGUCAAAUAAUAUUAUCCGAUGAUGAAGUUAAAACAAAAAUGUCCAAUGAAAUAAAGAUUAAAGAAAUUAAAUCAAUUCCAUCAACAUCUAAAAGUCCUUCUCAACGACCAUCAACAACAAAAAAAUCUCAUAAUUCAAUUAAACAAAAUAAAUCUCCAACAAAACCUAAAAAACAAUUAACAUUAGAUGAUAUGAAAUUUACAAAAAAUUCAACAAAUCAUAAUGAAUUAUUAGAAAAAUCAUCUGUAACAACAUAUGAUAUUGUUAUUCCACAUUCUUUAUUACAAAAAUUAGAUAAAACACGUCGUGAUCGUGGUAUAGAUUCAAG
Messenger RNA from Rotaria sordida, 1235 nucleotides. NCBI's taxonomy places the organism in Eukaryota, Metazoa, Rotifera, Eurotatoria, Philodinida, Philodinidae. The record is from the annotation of a GenBank genome assembly.